CUAUGGCAGGUUUAGCUGUGUUUAAUGAUUCUUUUGGAGUAGUGCUCCAUGAUUUGAAUAAAUAUUAAUAGGUGGGUCUCCUUAUUUUAAUGCUGUCCUUUGUUGGCACUGUCUGGGGGCAUCUUUCCUCCCACAUAUACUUGAUCUGCAUUGGCCAAGGGACUGGGAUUGUUUGGCAUGCCUUGAGAGGCCACUAAAAUAUUCUGGUGAGAGUCUGCGAAGAGAAUCUUAAAUCCUCCCCCUGCCUCAGAAGAUUGGGUGUGUGGAGUUGUUGUUUUGUAGAAAACUGUGGCCUAAAGGGUGGUAUGAGAAGGAGGAGAUCAAACCUUUCUAUGGAUGCACCUCUGACUGCAGCUGAUAGAAUUUCACAGGGAAUAGGCCAAUUUGGCUGCAAGAACUAACACACUCAAAUCCAAGGAAGAGGUGGAGAAAAGCAAGCAACACUUCAGAUUUUUCUGCCUGUCACAUCUAGCUGCCAACAUAACAGUUUAAUUGAUCUAUAUUAGUCGGUUUAUAAAGACCAAUGGAGAGAUCGCUGAAACAGUAUGACAAAGAAUUCAUGAAGAUGGCUAUGUUGAAGCAUGAAGAAACAUUCGGACACCAGGUACAUGAACUCCAUCGUCUGUACCGAGUCCAGAAGCAGUUGAUGAGAGAUAUUAUGAAUGCUGAGCUGAAGAGGCAACGGGCAUCUGCGCAUUACCGACCCGGUCUUGAGAGAUGGAAUGUAGAGAAUGAGAGAGGUUCAAAACAACCAUGUUACAGUAGUUACUUGGAUCAGAGGAAGCCUCAUCAGACACUUGAUCUGGAACUCCCACCAGAAGAGUACAUUGGAAAGGAUGAUGGAGAUAUGAUGCUAGCGGUCGAAGAAGAAAGCGACUUAGAGCUGACAUUGGCAAUUGGAAGCAACAGAAGCCAAAGGAAGAAAGAAGAGGCAUCAUUUACUUCAGAUUCUGGAGUAAGCUUUUCUUCGUCUUCAAGCGACUCUGGUGCGGUGAAAUUAAACAGCCAAGAGUGGGGACUAUUUCAAGUGCCAGACAUAACCAUGAGGUUUCAAGAUGAGAGGAAGAGUGGUUUUAAUGUAGAAGAAAGAAUGAGACAAGAUGGCCUGAAGCAGCAUCCUUGGCUCUUCCAGUGUUUGAAUCUAAACAUGACAUGAUAGCCUCCUUAGAUUGCAAUGGUCCACAUCAUUGUAGUUGGUAAACAGAAAUAACAAGGAAUUAAUUAGUAUGUUCCUCCCUAACAAAUUUGCAGUUUCU
Molecule: messenger RNA, 1256 nt
Organism: Elaeis guineensis (African oil palm)
Lineage: Eukaryota; Viridiplantae; Streptophyta; Magnoliopsida; Arecales; Arecaceae
Source: RefSeq, a predicted model, not a curated record